Gadus chalcogrammus (walleye pollock) is the source of this 2777-nucleotide messenger RNA. RefSeq names its product protocadherin-8 (gene pcdh8.2). Gene Ontology annotation, cellular component: plasma membrane. Bases 1 to 2733 code for a protein of 910 amino acids. The transcript has 4 exons. Gene Ontology annotation, molecular function: calcium ion binding. NCBI's taxonomy places the organism in Eukaryota, Metazoa, Chordata, Actinopteri, Gadiformes, Gadidae. The record is from RefSeq and is a predicted model, not a curated record. Gene Ontology annotation, biological process: homophilic cell-cell adhesion.
AUGAUGCGGGUUAACUUUAUCGGCUGGCACUGGUGGAUCUUACUGAGCUCGAUUCAACAAAUGUUAUUCGUCUCGGUGUCCGGGACCGAGGGGAACACCAUCCGGUACCAGACCAACGAGGAGGACGGCCCGGGCACGGUGAUCGGGAACCUGGCCAAGGACAUGUCCUUGAGUUUGUCCCACGCGUCCAGGACCAAUUUCAGGAUGAUGAAACAGUUCAACGACUCGCACAUCAGGGUGCGGGAGAGCGACGGGGAGCUGACUGUGGGGGAGCGCGUAGACCGGGAGCGGACCUGCCGCCACUCGCCAGUCUGCCUCAUAGAGUUCGACGUGGUCAAUUUCUCCAAAGAGCGCUACAAGCUGAUCCACGUGCAGGUGGAGGUGAAGGACAUUAACGACAACUCCCCCGAGUUCCCCUACAAGGAGUCCGUGGUGGAGAUCUCGGAGAGCGCGGCCGUGGGGUCCCGCGUGCCUCUGGACCCCGCCAUGGACGCGGACGUGGGCUCAAAUUACAUCCAGAGCUACCAGGUCUCCGUCAACAGCCACUUCUCUAUUGACGUGCAGCAGAGAGCGGAUGGGGUUAAAUAUGCGGAAUUGGUGCUAAUGAAAGAGCUGGACCGUGAGGUCCAGUCCUCCUACGUGGUGGAGUUGGUGGCCACGGACGGCGGGAACCCGUCCAGGACCGGCUCCACCAAGAUCACCAUCAAAGUCACGGACUUCAACGACAACAGCCCGGUGUUCGACCAGAACAGCUUCUCGGUGAGUCUGCCCGAGGACUCCCCCGUGGGGACCGUCAUACUGGAUCUUAACGCGGUGGACGCGGACGAAGGGUCGAACGGGGAGGUGGUGUACGGCUUCGGGAAGCAGGUGCCCUUCGAGAUCAGGGAACUUUUCAAAGUGGACGAUAGAACGGGUCGUCUGACGCUCCAGCGCCCGGUGGACUUCGAGGAAAAGGCGACCUACGAGGUCGACGUGCAAGCGUCCGACCUCGGCCCUAACCCGACCCCCUCCGUGUGCCGGAUUAUCAUUCGCGUGAAGGACGUGAACGACAACGCGCCCGAGAUCAGCAUCACCCCGAUGACCUCAACGUCCACGGGUGUCGCGUUCAUCAGCGAGGCGGCCGAGCGGGACAGCCUGGUGGCGCUCAUCAGCACCCUGGACAGGGACUCGGGCGUCAACGGCCAGGUGCACUGCACACUCUACGGCCACGACCACUUCAAGCUUAAACAGGCGCACGAGGACAGUUAUAUGAUCGUCACGGCGGCCGCGCUCGACCGCGAGCGCAUCGGGGAGUACAACCUGACGGUGAUGGCGGAGGACUUCGGGUCCCCGCCGUUACGGAGGAUCCUCCAGUACACCAUCCGGCUGACGGACGAGAACGACAACGCCCCCCACUUCAGUAAGCCCGUGUACGAGGUGUCGGUUCUGGAGAACAACGCGCCCGGCGCCUUCAUCACCACGGUAGAGGCCCGGGACGCCGACCUGGGCAACAACGGUAAGAUCACGUACCGGCUUCUGGACGGCGUGCUCAUGGGCUCGCCGGUCAACACCUUCGUGUCGCUCAACUCCGUGACGGGCUCCAUCUACGCCCUGCGGAGCUUCAACUACGAGGUGAUGAAGGUGUUUGAGAUCCACGUGCAGGCCAGCGACGGCGGCCUGCCCCAACUGCAGACCCGCGCCCUGAUCCGGCUGCGGGUCCUGGACCAGAACGACAACCUGCCCACCAUCAUCCAGCCCGUGCUCUACAAGGGCUCCGCCGAGGUCUUCCUGCCCCGCGACGCGGCGGCGGGCUACGGCGUCACGCAGGUGAAGGCGGUGGACGCGGACGAGGGCGCCAACGCGCAGCUGUCCUACCGCAUCACCGAGGGGGGCCACCUGGGGUUCUCCAUCAACCGGGCCACGGGCCGCCUGCACGCCAGCCGCCAGCUGGCCUACGACCUCUCCGACGUCGCCCGGGUGACGGUAGCCGUGAGCGACAACGGUGCGCCCGCGCUCACCGCCACCGCCACGCUGCUGCUCAGCUUCGUGGAGGGGCCCGUGCCCAGCGCCCCCCCCCCGGGGCAGGCGGGCGGCGCCGAGGCCUCCCUGGAGUGGGACACCUCGGUGGCCAUCAUCGUGGUGCUGGCGGGGAGCUGCUCACUGCUGCUGCUCGCCAUCCUCCUCAUCACCACCUCGUGCAGCCGCCGCCGCAAGGAGAAGGGGAGGGGGGGCUACUCCACGCUCCCGGGCUACGGGAAGGAGACGCUGCGGCCCAUUACCAUAUGGAAGGGCAACUCCUUCACCACCAUCUCCGCCCGCGACCCGCAGAUCAGCGGCAAGGACAGCGGCAAGGGGGACAGCGACUUCAACGACAGCGACUCUGACAUCAGCGGCGACGUGCACAAGAAGGACUCCCUGCCCACACACAGUGAGUCCGGUCUGUGGGCGUGCACCAGCGAGUGUAAGGUCCUGGGCCACUCAGACCGCUGUUGGAGCCCCUCCGCCAGCCGGCCCAACACCGGCCUGGCCACGGCGCCGCACCUCUCCACCUUCGCCUCCAGGACGGCCUCGCUGCCCCGCGACGCGCGGCGGGAGAACUACUACCCCGCCCACCUGCCCAAGCCCCAUGCGCUGCAGAGCGUCUACGAGAAGGUGCAGCACCAGGAGUUCGACUACAUCCUAGUGGGCCCACCCACGCCUGCACGCAUACAGGAGACGGACGAGAUAUCCAUCCCCGAGUAUUUACACUCGUGAACGGACAGACGAUCGGCGGACGACGAACGUCCGAACGUCGGACG